Rhopalosiphum padi (bird cherry-oat aphid) is the source of this 727-nucleotide messenger RNA. RefSeq names its product macrophage migration inhibitory factor homolog. Gene Ontology annotation, molecular function: cytokine activity; phenylpyruvate tautomerase activity. The coding region runs from base 204 to 563 and encodes 119 amino acids. The transcript has 3 exons. NCBI's taxonomy places the organism in Eukaryota, Metazoa, Arthropoda, Insecta, Hemiptera, Aphididae. The record is from RefSeq and is a predicted model, not a curated record.
AUUUAAUCUAUUCUGUGACUAUAUCGUCUAUAUCAACUAUCAAGUCAAUAGCUGCAUUCAAAUCAUACAUCGGGCAAAGAGCAAAGAGCAUUGAUGCCAUUGAUUGUCAGUAGCCAGUAGCCAGUAAUACUAAUAUUUGUAUUAAGUUCAGUCAUUUAUUGUUUCUUAAUUAUUUUAAAAAAAAUUUUAUUUAAUUUUGCAACAUGCCUCAUUUUCGUUUGGAAACAAAUAUAUCCAAGUCUAAAAUAACAUCGGAAGUAUUGAAAAAGAUUUCUGCAGCUGUGGCCAAAACUCUUGGAAAACCAGAAUCAUAUGUAGUUGUAACUAUUGUGCCUGACCAACUUAUGGCAUGGGGUGGAGAUGAUACGCCCUGUGGUACAGCUACAUUAAUGAGCAUCGGUUGCCUAGGCGUUGAACAGAAUAAGAAACAUGCCGCCUUAUUGUAUCCUCUUUUAAAAAAAGAACUAGGCAUUCCAGAUGACAGAUUAUACAUAGUGUUUUCGGACCAAAGUUCAUCCAAUGUUGGUUAUACCGGAACAACCUUUCAAACAAUUUUCGGAUGAUAAAUAUGCAAGGAAUAGAAAACACCACCAAUUCAGAUUUUUUUUAAUUUUACUGACUGAUCAUCUAAACUUUAUUGUCAAAUCCUAAAAAAUUGUUUUAAAAUUAUAAUAGUAAAAGUAAAAUGAAUGGUAAAUGUAAUGUAUAUGUAUUACAUUGACUUAUA